Messenger RNA from Achroia grisella, 861 nucleotides. It is a transcript of the gene Boule, whose product is annotated as protein boule. The record is from RefSeq and is a predicted model, not a curated record. Bases 118 to 861 code for a protein of 247 amino acids. The transcript has 4 exons. Gene Ontology annotation, molecular function: RNA binding. Lineage: Eukaryota; Metazoa; Arthropoda; Insecta; Lepidoptera; Pyralidae.
GGACUGCGUUCACUCAGUCACUACCAUUUCUUCACCUGCUCGCUAGUGUCCGUUUUAAUUAUCGCUAGAUUUCUUAGUUUAGUAAACAAGGGAACAUGUUUUAAAUUAAAAAGUAAAAUGGAAGCAAGUGUUAAAAGGUAUAUUAGGAGUGAAUCGGCCAGUUGCGCCCACAUGGUGGAAGAGAACACGGCAAAUAACAGAAAAAGUGUGGACCCUCAUGAAAAAUUAAAGGCAUUACUAAACUCUCCUGAUGAAGACACAGACGAUUCUCUCCCUCCAUCGGAUGCACCAAAAUUCGGGACAGUAAUACACAACAGAAUAUUCGUGGGUGGUUUUUCAUUGACGACAACCGACGAGGACCUGUGGAAGUUUUUCUCUGGCUUCGCGACAGUGACCGCUGCCAGGGUGAUCUACGAUAGAGCGGGAGUGUCCAAGUGUUAUGGAUUCGUGACAUUCGCAAGUCCCAGGGUAGCGAGAUUGAUGGUGAAACAGAGUGGCGGAGUGAUGUUUUCGCCGUUGGGACGUCUGCGGGUCGCACAAGCGGUGAGGAAGCAGAUGAGUCAGCUACCAGUACUCGGCACAGAGGCAACGCCACUCCAAGCCCCGCUGUGCUACCAGCUGCUGUGUGCGCCACCAUUGGCACCACUCCCUGCCUGCGCACCCUGUGAAUUACCACCGCCACCUUAUGCGGUAUACCCUCUACCGUUCGACACUACUCCAGCGAUCUACGGUCCACCAACACAAUAUGCAUUGGUACCAGCACCGUACACAACUCCUUGCUGCGAGCCAGCUUGCUGUGCCCCCCUCGACAAGCAGCCACGGGUACCUCCCCCACCGCUUCAUCCCGCGUUUAUUUACUGA